This is a messenger RNA of Carassius auratus (goldfish), 1009 nucleotides long. RefSeq lists its product as uncharacterized. The coding region runs from base 266 to 1009 and encodes 247 amino acids. The transcript is spliced from 6 exons. The record is from RefSeq and is a predicted model, not a curated record. NCBI's taxonomy places the organism in Eukaryota, Metazoa, Chordata, Actinopteri, Cypriniformes, Cyprinidae.
CAAGCACAGUGAUACUGCUGGAGACGGAUGUCACUCUCUUCUGCAACAUGUAAAAAUUAGAGUGGAGAAAAAAAAUAGGAAUAAAGCUCUUGCUCAAUGCUGCAGAGAAAGAAGGCAGCGCACUGGAAUGGCAGGAGAGGCCAGAGGCAAGAGGUCCUGUUGACCAAUACGGGUAUGUCAGGUGGGGCCCAGCAGAUUUGCCGAGGGGGAGACCGAGGCAACAUUGGAGAAUAUAAAGAGGGAUCUGCUGAACAUCUACUCAGGCAUGCCAUCUACUCUCUUUUUGGGGGAAGGAAUGAGUGGGGCAGAGAGAGCAGAACCAAUGAUGGAAAAGACAUGCAUCAUCCUGCGGAAAUACCUUAACAAAGUGCCUGCUGCAGCGAUGUCUGAGAUCAAACAGGAAUGGCCAUUUUUCUUCUCUCAGAAAUGCCUAUUCUCGCACUUUAACCUCCUGAUGGACGUUGAUGUCCUUCAGAAGCUACAGGAGGAAAUUAGUCGAAGAGGACAGACCAUCCUGGAUUACUGUGCAACACUGGACAACCCAAAGAUCCGUGAUGUUCUGGCCUGCUAUGAUCCAGACUCUGACAAGGCUGCCUGCAUCCUGCUGCUCCUAAUGUUGUACUUCAAAGAGCCGAAAGAGAGUUUGAUGCUUGAAGUUCAUCCAUGUGCCACUGCUGUGGACGUCAAUACUGCAGAACUCCCCGGAACCCCGUGCUUGAUCAUUCAAGGUGACAUGAUGAAGCCCUCUGGAUGGCUUAUAUCCAUCGAAGGACAUGUCGUGAUGGGCCCACACCCUUUAUUUUUACAUGGAGUAGCUGCUUUCUUCAGCAGCUAUUACGUAUUCAACCUUGAGUAUCCUACCGCUGGAUCUUCGACACUGGAGUUCAUUCAAAGGUGCUUCCUGGGCAUCAAUCCUGAAAGAGGCUCAAAGACCAAGAAGCGGACAACAAUGAACCCUCAUGUGAGCACCCUUUUGAGGAAACUUAUUGACUUUGAGUGGGCAUCAUAG